AUGGCGCCAAAGAAAGAUCAAAGCUCGAAGUCCAAAACCCCCGUUCAGCCUGUUCCCGAGAAGCGAGGCUAUGAAUUCGGAGGCCCGCUCGGCGCGUUUGGAAUUGUCUUCGGUCUACCAGUCCUGGUCUAUACCUUUUACUUCGUCUGCAAUGAUGUCUCCGGCUGUCCCGCACCGUCGCUCCUCCACCCGUCCACGCUGUCGCUCGAGCGAUUGAAACGCGAAGUCGGCUGGCCGAAGGAGGGAAUUGUCGCGCUCUAUGAUACUCAGGCCAUGCUGUGGACGCUGAGCUAUUAUGCCUUCAGUCUGUUUCUGCAGGUCUUCCUGCCUGGACAAGAGGCGGAGGGCAUUGCUUUGGCUUGUGGCGGCCGGCUCAAAUACAAGUUCAAUGGUAUGCGCACUUCUCCUGAAUCUGCGGAGCUUCUUUCUGACCUUCUUCCCCUCUUAUCAGCCUUCUCCUCUGCAGUCAUCAUUCUCUCUGGUCUGGCCGGCGGCACGUACAUCUAUGGUGCGGAUUUCGUGGUGUGGACGUUCCUGUGGGACAACUAUCUGCAGGUGAUCACAGCAAAUCUGAUAAUAUCCUCGCUGAUCGCGCUUUUCGUGUAUGUGAGGAGCUUCUCCGUCCCCGCACCGGGACAGCCCAACCCCAAUCUGCGCGAAUUGGCUCCUGGCGGCCACACGGGAAAUCCCCUUUACGACUUCUUCAUUGGACGGGAACUCAACCCGCGUAUUCGCCUGCCUAUUCCAUUUGUCAGCGAGCCUUCCCGGACAAUCGACAUCAAGGUGUUCAUGGAGAUGAGACCAGGUUUGCUUGGAUGGACAAUCCUGAACCUCUCCAACGUGGCCCAUCAGUACCGGACUUACGGGUAUGUUACGGAUUCCAUUGUGCUGGUCACUAUUUUCCAGGGCUUUUACAUCCUGGAUGCAUUAUACAUGGAACCGGCCAUCAUGACCACAAUGGACAUUAUCAUGGAUGGCUUUGGUUAUAUGCUUUCCUUCGGCGAUGUGGUUUGGGUUCCGCAUAUCUACUCUGUCCAGAGCCGGUAUCUGUCCAUCUUUCCCUAUGAACUCGGCUGGACUGGCAGGGCAUUCGUGCUGGGCGUCAUCGCUGUCGGAUACUCGAUUUUCCGUGGCGCCAACAACCAGAAGAACCGAUUCCGCACCAAUCCCGAUGAUCCUAAGCUGAAGCAUAUCAAGUACAUUGAGACUGCCAGUGGAUCGAAGCUGAUGACGUCCGGCUGGUGGGGCUUGGCACGACACAUCAACUACCUGGGUGACUGGACCAUGUCAUGGGCCUAUUGUUUGCCGACUGGUGUUGCCGGCUAUGUUAUCAUCGAGAGCAUCAACCCGGGCACUGGAAAUCUUCAGAAGCAGGCCUUGCAGACCGCCGAGGCCCGCGGCUGGGGUAUGAUUCUGACCUACUUUUACAUGCUCUAUUUUGCGAUCUUGUUGAUUCACCGGGAAAGACGUGACGAGGAAAAGUGCAAGAAGAAGUAUGGCGCUGACUGGGACCGAUACACCUCUAUGGUGCGCAGCCGGAUCAUCCCCGGAAUUUACUAA
This is a messenger RNA of Penicillium lagena, 1560 nucleotides long. RefSeq lists its product as uncharacterized. Bases 1 to 1560 code for a protein of 519 amino acids. The transcript has 2 exons. Gene Ontology annotation, molecular function: Delta14-sterol reductase activity. Gene Ontology annotation, cellular component: endoplasmic reticulum membrane. Gene Ontology annotation, biological process: ergosterol biosynthetic process. The record is from RefSeq and is a predicted model, not a curated record. NCBI's taxonomy places the organism in Eukaryota, Fungi, Ascomycota, Eurotiomycetes, Eurotiales, Aspergillaceae.